AGUUAUGCUGAGAGUCUUUCGAAGCAAUGGAGUCAAAAAGUUGUCAACCGGAGACCGAAGCUCACAAUCAGACGAAUGCGAGUGAAAAGCGCGAAAGGCGCAUGUCAAAAGAACAACGGCUCAAAAAGAAAGUUAUCGUAUCACUUGGAUCUACUGUACUAAAGAGGGAAUGGCCAGAAGCUUUGCGAAACUUUGGCAUUAGAAUCAGGCCAUUUUCAUCUGGAACCAAGUAUUUAGUGGCAGCUAGUGUGACAGAUACAUAUUAUAGGAGAGCCAUAGCCUUAGGCAUUUUUGUUGUCAAAGAAGAAUUCCUUGAACAGUGCGUACAAAUUGACUCAUUGGAGGACAUUGCUGGCUUGGCGGAAUCAUGCAAACUUCCUCGUUUUGCCGGUUUAGCGAUUAGCUUCUUGGGAAUCAACGAUGAAACUGUUGAAGACCUUGAUAGUGUUGUUCAGGAAAAUGGAGGUCAUGUUACCACAACCACAUCGAGCGCUACACACAUCAUUGUUGCACCCGAUUUGCGACCACCAGCUUCCUGUCAAGGCAAAAAUCUUGUCACUAUGGAGUGGUUUCGAGAAAGUAUGGAUCUGGGUUGGUGUGCGAAUGAAGCUUGUUUCGAACAUACAUGGAAAGAAGCAACACCUCAAAGAAGGCGAACAAAUAGCAUAUUGCGGUUUCAUAAAAGGAGGACGGCAGAAUCGAGUGCCAGGAAGUUCAAACGUUAUCAGUUGUGCCUAGACUUGUUCAAGACUGAAAUCAACUGCUUAAAGGCUUGUGAUUUUCUAGUCAGGCUGUGUGAGGAGAACAUUUACGUAUCAGCUGAGGCAAAUGAUGUAAUGUUCGGGGUGUUUGGUCCAAUGCGGAAGGCACAUGAUCGAAUUGUACAGAAAAUGGGUGAAGUAUUGGACACGUGGAAUGAUCAGAGUGCUAUAGGAGACAUUUUUGUUGAUGAAGAGGCGUCUUUGACGGAGGCUUACUCGCCGUAUUUUCAUACGCUUGAAGCAUCGCUACAGUACAUCAAAGAGAAUAGAAAGCAUAAUGCGAAGUUCAACGCGUUUGUCAUCGAACGUGAACGCGAUCGAUCUCUUGGAAAACAGAAGCUCGAAUAUUUGCUAAACAUUCCAUUUCAGCAGAUCACAAGCAGAAUACCUGCUGCUCUGAAAGAAGUCCAGAAGCUUACCACAACCAUCGAUCCUGAUCAUGAACCGCUUGCCAAUGCUAUAGCGGCAGUUGACCGGAUGCUUUUAACCAUAAAUGAAAGCAAGCGAAUGUGCGCUGAGAGCGAAACGAUCUAUAAAAAAAUCCAGAAUUUGCCGAGUCACUUGCUCAAAUCACCUAAGCAGUUUGUGUGCGGCAUGCAGUUUCUGUCAAAUGGCAGUAAUCCAUGGGCUUUCGUUAUAGUUGAACUACUACUUUUCAAAGAUUGUCUUGUGGUAGCAGAGAAAAUUGACCCAACGGUCACAUGUGGAAUCCGCAAAGUUACGAGGACCCUGAGAUUUCUUGAAUACUGCCAUCUUGUUCGCAUACGAGGCGCCAGAAUCAUACAGAACUCAGAUGAUGAGAGAAUGCUAGUAAUUGUUGUACGAAAUCCUACAAAGGAUGCUGAAUGGUAUCUUCAGAUGAUGUAUUCCGACGAUGUGAUCAACGAGUUUGUCAUGAAACUGGUUGAGGAGGUAUUCCUGACAACAGGAAGACGAAUUCCAGUGGACAUUGGAGGCUCAACAGAAUUUGACGAAUCUACCUUGAAUGACUCGAGAUUCUCUUCCGCUACGUCCAAAGUGUUACGAUGGAUGUCUUUGCGAAAGACUCCCACCCACGUAACUUGAUUGUGAGUCUUUGGUUGUGGAUUUUUCAUUUGUUAUUAUGUGCACAAUUUUGUUGGUCCGUUCUUUGCUCAUUGUGAUAAGCUGGUUGGGAUUUUAACUAUGUAUCAUUUUGCCAGUUCCUGCCCUUGAUUUACUGGUCUUUUUUUGUUCAUAUCUCGAGCAAUUUGUGAAUGUUAUCAUUCUAUGAAUAUUGAGGAUGUAAGGUAUUUAUCAACCUCCAACAGCAUUAUGCAAAAAUUUUCUCAUACGAAUAAUGUAUAGUAGCCAUAUAGGACAUGAUAAUCAUUGACUGUCUAUUGAUCUGUUCUGUUCGAAAUAUACCCUUGCGAAAUUAGAUCUUCAUUAUGCGCUCAGAUGUAUUCUGUAAGCAGCUUCCCCUUUUUUGUAAUUGUUUGUAAAUGUGUCGUC
Cylicocyclus nassatus is the source of this 2234-nucleotide messenger RNA. The record is from the annotation of a GenBank genome assembly. NCBI's taxonomy places the organism in Eukaryota, Metazoa, Nematoda, Chromadorea, Rhabditida, Strongylidae.